GAUGACGUUGACACGAAACAGAGCGGCCUCAUGAUCGGGUUAUUCAUCCUGCCACCUGUAACAUCGUCAUUGUACUGCCACAAGACUGCUGUUAAUAGAGUAAGCCAUCAUAAUCAUUAAAUUCACUAAAAAAAAAAACCCGAAAGAAACCGAUUGCGCGAUUUGGAUUUUUGAGCUGGUCAGCUUUACGUUGGGUUCCUCUCACUUGAGCAUGUCCUCGCCGUUUGCCAUUUUUAUUUUCUGCGUGUUUACCAACGGUCCAGUGAAGCUUGGGUUUAUCGAGACGUUCUCGCAAACAAUCAGAUUUACCCAUUCGAUUUGUCAGCGUAAAGUCCAUCAUUUUCUCAUUGAACAUCUCUGGAACUAAUUUGAAAAUUGGGGGUUCAAAUGCCCAAGCUGGUCUUUUUAACUAAGGUAUGCCUUGAUGGAAGGUUGAAUAAAAGUAGAAGAAAAAGACUUCACAGUUAUUGACCUUCUCUACUACCAAGAGGAAGAAGAAAAUGAAACGGUAUAAACCUUUUUCUUAGGUAAAAAGUAUAUUCAAGAAUUGAAACUGGAAAUAUUGGCCUGAUUUGAUGUGUCAAUCCCUCCCAUUUUUAAAAACCUUUUAUAUAACAAAAACAAUUAGAAAACUGUGAUAUCUUUAAAAGACACAUAUGUUAGUUAUUUAUUAUUCCAUCAAACAUCUAAAUCUAUUGCAGGAGGCGAUGACUAUUCGGAUACUACUAUACAAAUGUAAUUUUUGGCCAGACUGUAAAACAAUUCCAAAUUCUGUCUUGAAAUUCCUGAAAUUGACCAAUGCUGUUGAGCUACACAACUACAGUAAUUAUACAGGACCAAUAGUUGUUCAGUGCAUAAAUGGAGCUGAGAAGAGUGGAUUAUUUUGUGUUCUACAAGUUGUACUUGAGAGACUGAAGAUAGAACAGGAUGUCGCUAUACAUCAGGUGAUUCAGCAGAUGCACAUUGUGAGACUAAGUAUCAUACCAAAUGUGGUGCAGUUGCACUUACGAUGCAGUUAUGGAGUUCUUGAACCAAUUUGAUGACUAUUCAAAUUUUCAAUAAAUGAAAAAAGUGCAAAGGAUAAUCAGAAAUCAUAUACAAACCUUAUUGAAUAUGCUAUAAAAAUGUACACUUAAACAUGUUUAUAUUAGUUCUCUGACUGAAUUUUUAUUGUUUACAUUUAUUUAGAAACAUGUUUGUAUAGCAAUA
Saccostrea cuccullata (small rock oyster) is the source of this 1209-nucleotide messenger RNA. RefSeq names its product tyrosine-protein phosphatase non-receptor type 1-like. The record is from RefSeq and is a predicted model, not a curated record. The transcript has 3 exons. Lineage: Eukaryota; Metazoa; Mollusca; Bivalvia; Ostreida; Ostreidae. Gene Ontology annotation, molecular function: protein tyrosine phosphatase activity. The coding region runs from base 657 to 1040 and encodes 127 amino acids. Gene Ontology annotation, biological process: protein dephosphorylation.